CCCGAGCCGCCAUGGCGGCGGGGCCGAGAGACCCCGUGUGGCGGCCUGCAGCGGGCGCCCGGUUCUUCUGCACGGUGGGCCGGGGCUUAGAGCCCUUCCUGAUGCGGGAGGUGCGGGCGCGGCUGGAGGCCACGGAGGUUGAAUAUAUUUUAGGAAAAGUUUUUUUUACCACCUGUUCUGACUUGAAUAUGCUGAAAAAGUUAAAAUCUGCAGAAAGAUUGUUUUUGCUGAUUAAAAAGCAGUUUCCAUUUAAUGUUCCUUCUGUAAGUAAAGGAAAAAUAUUUAGUGAAGUGCAAAGACUUAUAAAUGAUGAUCCUGAGAGUUGGUUGAAUGUCAUUUCAAUCUGGAAAAAUCUUCUUGAACUUGAUGCAAAAAAGGAAAAUCUUUCUCAAAGAGAUGCUAACCCACAAAAAAUAAAACUGGGAAAAAAUGACACCAUCAUUGCUGAGAAAUUAAAAACAGAACAAAUGCAAGAGACAGAAGAGACUAGGGAAUGCCAGCUGGAGAAACAAAUAGAAGAAACAUUGGAGCAAGGAGAUUCUCUCACUAAAAGAGAAAAAUUUCAAGAAGAAUUUCAGAAUGAUGUAGCAAAAGCCGUUGAUACUCAUAAUGAGAACAACUUGACUUUCAGAGUUUCUUGUCGCUGCAGUGGAGCUAUUGCAAAGACCUUUACUGCACAGGAGAUAGGAAGAAUAGUUGGAAUUGCUCUUAUGAAACAGUUUGGAUGGAAAGCAGAUUUGAGGAAUCCAAAUUUAGAGAUCUUUAUACAUCUAAGUGACAUUUACUCUGUGGUGGGAAUUCCUGUUUUCAGGGUUCCUUUAGCCAGCAGAGCUUACAUCAGGACAACGGGACUGAGAUCAACCAUAGCCUGGGCAAUGGCCUCUGUCGCUGAAAUUAAGGCUGGUAUGUUUGUUUUAGAUCCAAUGUGUGGAUUCGGAACAAUACUUUUGGAAGCUGCUAAAGAAUGGCCAGAUGUAUAUUAUGUGGCUGCUGAUGUCAGCACCUCACAGUUACUCGGUGCAUCUGACAAUCUGAAAGCUGCAGGCCUUAAGGAUAAGAUUGAGUUACUUAAAGUCUCUGUAAUAGAAUUGCCUUUGCCUUCAGAAAGUGUCGAUGUUAUUAUUUCUGACAUUCCAUUUGGGAAAAAGUUUAAGUUAGGAAAGGACAUCAGAAGCAUUUUACAAGAAUUGGAAAGAGUGCUUCGUGUUGGAGGAACUGUCGUGUUGUUGCUUAGCGAAGCCCACCACAGACGCCUUAAAGAUGGUGAAGGGCGCAGCAUCCCUUUGAAUUCCAAAGGCGGCCACACAGAUGAACUUGGAGUUGCAAAGUGCUUGAUUCCCGAAGAAAAAACGGGCAUAGCAAAGACAGUGUCACCUUCGUUGGAAUCCAGUAACCAGGAAUUAGACAAAAUGCCACCGUUUGGCUCCUUGGUGCCAAUGGAAUGCUACAAAGUGAGCCUUGGGAAAACAGAUGCAUUCAUAUACAAAUAUAAGAAGUCACACUCUUCUGGACUAUAACAGGCUAGAUACCGUAAACCUACUAUGUCAGCUCUACCGCAACAGAAGUGUUUGUCUCUAGGAUCUAGACAGCCCCACAGAAUUCCAAGCAGACAGAUUCCCCUGAACACAGAAGGCAUGGAUGCUUGACAUAGGUUUUUAGUAAGAGUUUGCUUUAUACUCCAACGGAUUAAUGUUUCUGACAAUGAACUGUUAAUAAUUUAAACUAAAGUAUGUUUAACCUUUGCAUUCUGUCAGAAUAUGAAAAGUUCUGCUCUGCCCUGCAGUGUUUCUGAGCAGAAGCUUCAACAUCAAACAAAAGUUUUCAGAGGUUAACAAAGUAUAUCACAAUCAUCACAAGGUUGGUAAUAUUUUUUUAAGGUUGGUAAUAUUUUAACUGUCAGAUUUUUUUAAUGUAGAAACUUUUAUGUUAUGUCUUUUGAUAUUAAACUUGAUUUUUCUGAACCUGUAAUUUUCUUCUCCAUUGGAAUGAUAAUUUUAUUUACAAUACAUUUACAUGUUAUACAUCCCAUAUUAUGUAAAGCAUCAAUGGGAAUAAAAAUGAUAUGAAUUGAGCCAAUAUCC
This is a messenger RNA of Rhinolophus ferrumequinum (greater horseshoe bat), 2081 nucleotides long. RefSeq names its product THUMP domain containing 2 (gene THUMPD2). The record is from RefSeq and is a predicted model, not a curated record. Gene Ontology annotation, molecular function: tRNA (guanine) methyltransferase activity; RNA binding. Lineage: Eukaryota; Metazoa; Chordata; Mammalia; Chiroptera; Rhinolophidae. Gene Ontology annotation, biological process: tRNA methylation.